Molecule: messenger RNA, 1321 nt
Organism: Theileria parva strain Muguga
Lineage: Eukaryota; Apicomplexa; Aconoidasida; Piroplasmida; Theileriidae
Exons: 8
Coding region: 124-1305 (393 amino acids)
Source: RefSeq, a predicted model, not a curated record
ACUACACAUAGAAUGUUAAUUCUAGUGGAAUCUUCUCUGUUCCUCUUAUCACCAAUUUUAGCCUUAUAUGUUAAAUAUUUUUAUUUCAUAUUUUUCAAAAUGCACAAUUCCACAAUUUAACCAAUGAACCGACAUUUUUAUCGGCACCUUUCUAAUUUAACUAGAAAACAUGAUUUUUUAAAGAUAAAUCAAUUGAGGCAAAGGGGCCUUCUAUUGUACAAUCUUCCCCCUGAAACACUGGAUUCUAAUGAUUCCGUUGUAAAACUUCUUUCAAAAUGUAAUAUAAACAUAUGUAACGAUGAUGUCCAUAUUAUGAGGACAAGAUUUGGGUUUCCUCUGGGAAAGGCAUUAAUUUUAAUUGACCGACUUACACCUAACUAUGAUUUUAAAUUUGACGAUACCACCGCCAAUGACUCAUCAAAUUCUUCUGAAAACUUAUCACAUCCCUCUAAAAACUCGGAUUCUACCAACGCAAGUUCUAUUAGACUUGUUUAUAAUUCAAUACUUGACAACUUACCUAAAGAGUCCAGCGCCUACCUGUGUGACGAACACGAAGUUUCUUGCUUUGUUGAACAGUGUGAAAGACUUUUAACACUUCCACAUGAUUUAAGGAGACUUUCUAAUCCUGAACUCCUCCACAGGGUAGUUACAGUAACAGGAGCUCCUAGAUCUUACGGAAGAGUUGAACUCUCCAAUGUUAUAUACGACAAUACCAGGGUCAAAGUGGACCCGAAAAAUAUAAUAUUUCGCUUCAAAGCUAACGGCGAUCAGGAUUCAUUGGCUUGGGUAAUUUGCAAUUCUGAUAAAGAAGUUAACACCAUCAUAUCUAAGCUUCAGGAAGUCCCAAUACCAAGAAGAUACCAAUAUGGAAAUUUAAUGGGCGCUUCAUUUCUGUAUUCCUCUAGAAGCUCAUUCUUCUUAUCGCAUCCAUCACUUGAUUUUAUAACAAACAGAAGUAAAUAUCAGAUAUUUACAAUGGGUUGGCAUUCUGACGUUGACGAGUCUGAACUAAGGACUCUUACUGAAAGCCUUAAGUUUUACCCGAAAGAUAUAAAGGUUUUCAAAAUCAACUCAAAAGACCCUGAAAAGAGUGAAACUUGCGCUUUCUUAGAGUUUGACAGGAUGAGAAACACAAAAAAAGUUAUGACCAGGCUACAAAUGAUCAAGAAGAGGUGGAAGAUCCCAGAUCACUCGGGAUUUUAUUCUUAUCCAAGAAUAGCCGAUGUGUGGUGGAAGUCAGAUAAUGGAUGCCAUUAUAAUGAUUCGCAUUUCAAUGCAGACCUUGAUGAACCUGUAGAAUAUUAAUUUCCCCCAAAAUUCA